UUUAUCCUUCUCCACGAAGGAAGGUACACGCUCGUUGAUGACUGACGGACUGUGGUUGAAAGGUGGUGGUGGUGGUGGUGAUGGUGGUGGCGAUGGUCGCAUCGAUGACGAUCAUUGAUUACGAAGACGGAUCGACGAGAAGAAUAUUUCUAAAUUGCUUUCUGAAGAAUCCUUCUUCGAUAUUUCUUUUCAAGUAAAUUGUUUUCAAUCAUUUCAUCUACCUCUCCGCAGUCAACAGGAAUUGAAUGGCGAAGCGAAAGACGAUUGAAACUAACGAAAACUUCGAUGUUCAUUCAUAACUAUUUCUAUUCAUCACGCUUUAUUUUGAUCAUCACCAUCAUCAUCCUCCAUCUUCCAAAUCCUGCCGUUUUACGAGGACAGCGGUGGCGCGGAUCUACCGACUGACUCUAAGUUCGAUCGGUUAUAGCUGACGAGCCUAGAAGUACUUUUUACAGGUGUAAUUGGCACGUUAAGGUAAAUAUAGUCUGGCAGUCGGCCGAGUGCAAGACAGGCGUUUCUUUUCCGCGUACAUACUUGGCCCGCACGAGACCUGGCCGCGCAGGAAAGAAGAGAGCGCAAGAACGAACAAAUAUAACCGCGCGUGGAGCGUGGUGCAGGUGCGGUCACCGCGCCGCGGGUACCGCUGCAUUGUGCUCGAGCGGUGGUUGAAUCGCGCUAAACCGAUUGUCAGGUACGCGAGAGUAACGGCCGUGACAAUGUAAGGUAAAUCAAUGCUUACUACUUCCGAGCGUUAAACGCGAUUACCCGUUUCGAAGUUCACCCUCCCUCGGUAAUAGGUCCGUUACGAGCAUGUAAUUGCGAUAUAUGUACGCAAGUUUCACAAGGCUAGGGAAAAAUAACCGCGACAGCGAGUAGGGAGAACGUUUGAUAAACAUAUCGAUCGAGAAAUCUAAUCAGUCGAGGUGACAGCUUCUCGUUCCAUGAUAAAGUGAGACGGGGGCUUUCGAGAACGGUUUCCUCCAUGGAAAAUCGUUGCUUUAACGCGUAAAGCCUGCGACACGUGUCGUUGCAACAGUGUACGUUAAUAGGCCUCGAGUAUAAACGCGAGUGGUCGGCUCGCACGGCUAGCUGCUGCUGUUGCUUCAGCGUGCAAGUAGUUAAGCGCAAUCAGACUCAGACAUUAGCGAGACGCGCAUCGGAGGCCGUCUGAGCUGGCACGUCUCUAACUACUUAAUUCUUUUUAAACACGCGUACGCGCGCUCCUACUUUCCUUCUCUGACUCGAUCCGUGCGCGCCACGGCACGCUAUAAUUAUAAUUAUUCAGAAUGCAAUCAUUGUUUCUUUUUCAAUUUUUUUUUCAAUUUUUGGAAUUUAAUUAAAUUCGCGAUGCCGGUCACGGAUGACCCAGCGACAUUCGUAUUGAUCAAUCAAUUAACUGGCAAGUAAAUACAUUUUAUUAAAUGUAAUUUAAUUUAUUACGAAUAAUUAACACGUUCGUUAAUGUAUAAUAAGAAAACGGCGACCAUGGAGGUCUUUUUUCGUCUCAAUCUUCUUCGAUUGAACGAUGAAUUAAUUAUUACUCGUUUGGAAGGGGAAAUGUAUUAUGUUCAUCCACGAAGGAAACGAUCGAAGUAAUCGAAAGGAAUAGAUAAAUGACGAAGAAGAAAGUAAUCCAGAUCGUUCGUGGAACCAUCAAAUUGGAUAGUAUUUUGACGGCGAGUGCCCGUGGAACGGCAGCGCUUCCUAGAGGCCAAUUGCAUUGUUUUACUGGGCAAACUAAAUAUACGUGCGAGGCGGGCGAUCCGUGGCUGCUUGGCUGGGACACAAAGGGGAUUAAAGAGACGACGAAGGCAUCGGGCAUCACGUGCCGUUACACUUUUCACGUUUUCGGCGUGCUAGGACGAUGUUUCUAUAUCUAUGACUCGAAAAUGCAAUUUCUUGCGGGUGGGGUAAUUACUCGAGUGGGGUGAUAUUUGCUGGACGAGGCUUGAAUUUUCAGGUAAUUUCUUUUCCUUCGUGUUAGAGAAAUAUCUAACCAUAAGACAAAAGUCACUUACAACCAUAGCCAGGGCAUCGACAUUGAAAGUUUCCGUCGAAGAAGUUAGACGAUGACAAGUAGCUGUUCGAUUCCGGUGAUAAGUUUUUCAUGAGCUUGCGGCUGGCGGGGCGGCAAUAGGCCCUUGUUUCCGGGCACGCGAUCAGGAAGCGACCGGAAGCGGAGGUGUAGUAACGAGGAUGGAAAGACACGGCACCCCAGGUCCCGUCGAUUCAUAUUGCAUAAAUGCUAUGCCGCUUCUUCAAUUAUGUAAUCGUUACUUCGGCGCGAUUCGUGCAAAAUACGAGACUUUCAUCGAGCUCGGCCAACACGUUUCCAGCGGUUCGUGGGAAGGAAAGAGGGAACCGGCGAUAAUUAUAAUUAAUCGAAACCGAUACUCGUCGAUAAACAUCGAUCGUUAAGCGUACGGUAAUUUCCUCGUUGCGUAACAACGAAUUACUCGUAUGCGAAAAGGGGAAAAAUUAAAAAAGACGGACGAGCAUUUUCGAACGGCAAAACGGUCAAUAAUCGAAAGGGAUAGAACGGUAAGAAAAUAUCAUUGUCACGACGGUUUUCUCCUCUCUCGUCGAGCAAGAGAAGCUGAUUACCUCGACAGAGAACGUGUUCUCCUGUGAGAAAGAGAGAUUACUCGAGCUCUGAGUAAUGAGAUUGUGACUCGCAUAAUGACUGUAGGAUCGAUAAGUGACGUUGAUGCAUAUGAACGCGCGUGCCAACGGUGAAAGGGUCAGUAGUCAGACGGUGGCGCUAUAAAUACCGGGAGGACUCGAUUCGUUGUGUUUUAGCACGCUUGAUUAACAGUAGCUCGAUAAUGAUCGCGGCUUCGAAAGACAGGCAAAGAAACGAAAGAAAAUCGGUGAACAAAGCAGAGAGAGGUGAAAAAAUAAAUACAGAGACGGAAUGAAGAUAAAAAAAAAAGAAAGGAUAAUUACCAACGGCGUAUGCAACGCGUGUAACGUUCAACGGUGGUGGCCGCAUGCUCGACAGGUUUAUGGUAAUUCGGGCGAACCGAGCAAAAAGUGUGUAACGCGACCGGCUGACGCACGGCCUUGUUUCACCUGAAAUAGAUUUCACCGCGCGGAAGCGUAUUCCGCGCGAGUUUUCACGCCGCUCGGUAAUUUCUCGCUGCUGUUUACCGAUCGAUCGCCGUAUCGGUGUAAUCAAUUCGUUUGUCCCUUGCUUUCUCUAUAGAAAAAUUUGGGUGCGAGUCCAACACCCGAGUUGCUAUUCGGCUCCCGAAAUUACAGGUACUAGUACACACCUGUUCUAUUUUCUUCAACUACAAACCUUGACUGCAGUGACAAAGAAAGGUGUCUUGAAAUCCAACGAACCAUAGAAAACGUUAGACGCAAUCCGUCGUGUAAUUUGCAUACUCUAGUGUUUCUCGAAUCGAUUAAGCAAACGAGAAGCCAGAUGGUCGUGAAAGAAUAUCCAACGACUAGGAAAGUUGCACGAGUAUUCCCUCGCGAUGGCUGGUUCAUUCAAACUUGACGCACGACACGGGUUUCGCGCGCAAGCUCUGUGGCGUCGCGACGCUACCGUUCCGUCCUUCUCUCUUCCUCCCUUUGCGCCGUUAAACACUGACGUCACUACGCCGCCCCCGUCCGUCAUCGACCGACCGACGGCAUAACGACGUCACGCGUACCGCCAAGGACGACGCUAUUUCGGGCGUUAUGCAUCGCCGUCCUCGUCGUCGUCUUCGCCACCUCCUUCGACGUUCUCGUUGUCGUCGUUGGCGACCGAUGCCGUCGAUAUCGUUUCGCUCGCCCUUUCAGUUCCACCACGAGAUUUCCUCUUUUCGCGUCACCGCACGUUCGCGCGGAAUCACGCUGCCCCGCGUUUUCCUUACCCUCCGCUCGAAACGAUGACGCGGUGAACGCGUUUAAAGUGUUGGCUGCCGGAGCCGGUUCCAAGAAGUUUCGAGUGUUUACGAAAGUUUCGGAGCAGUGCGAACGGGCCCGGACAUGAAGUCGGUGUCGAAGUUUUCGCGCCUGUCACGGGACGAGUGCCACGCCGACUCUCUGUUCAUCCAUUUAGCGUCGCAGGGAUAUCCGGUCUGGUUGAAAUGAGGGCAACUCCAUUCGCCGAACGGCGACAGCGACAACAGCAACGGUAGCCAGCGUGCUGUGGCUAUUACACGGAACGACGUAGAUCAGCAACCGCACCGCCAACGGCAGCAACGUCAGGCACCAGCUACCGUUCCAGUUCUCGCCUGUACGAAUCACUCGUCACCAACCACGACCACCACCGCGUUCAACGUAGUAGGCUCAAGCAUGCUUAUUCUCCAGGCACAGAACCCUUACGGUGACGCUCUGCCGGACUUCUACGACGUCCCUUAUCCGGCUACCACGGAUACGGGAAGUUUGCCAGGCGAACUUGAUCCAUUUCCGGAACUACAGCUGGGCAAUCACCAAGGAGUGCCGACGGCCGACGAUUCGGCUCAGGCACAGCAUCAUCCGCAAGCUCCACCGCCACCUCCGUCGGCUCCGUCUCUUCCCGAAGACGUCCAAGCCGAUUCGCAUAGCGCGACACCCUUGCCGAGCUUCCAAGAGACCUACACCCAACGGUACACCAGGCAGGAGCUACAGCUCAAAAUGGACGACAAGGGAGAGUGUUACGACAACUUGGUAUAUUCCUGUCCCGCUGACCAUUAUUCCACCGAGUUCUCGCCCACGUUGUCCUACCACAAUCAUCAACAACCACCUCAGCAACAGCAUCAUCAUCCCCACCAGCAGCAGCCAGCACCGCCUCCUCAACAGCAACAUCAUCCUCAUCAUUACUUCGCCACGGAGACAGCGCCGACACCGACCACCGCCUGUCCUUCCCCGUCGAAUCAUCGACAGGAUUCACCGUACGGUGGGUCCGGAAGCGUGCCCAUCGUGUACGGUCAACCACCGACCAUCACCGGGGGUGCCAUCCCUGUCGCGCCGACGGAUAUUUGUUCGAGCGUCGACACCGUAGUCGUGGGUACUCCUCAACCACGAAGGCCGUCCUUACCCACGCAGAGAUCAGAGUCUGCGAGUAGUGGCAGUACGGAAUCGCCGAAAGCACGUGGGGGCAGCGGCAGUACCGGAAGCUCCGUCAAUUCUCCUUCGCCCGGAAGCGGGGUCAGCAACGAACGGGCACCACCAAGUCCCAGCCAACUGUGCGCCGUAUGUGGGGACACAGCAGCGUGUCAACACUACGGUGUACGUACCUGUGAAGGUUGCAAGGGCUUCUUCAAAAGGACUGUACAGAAGGGUUCGAAGUACGUCUGCCUUGCCGAGAAAGCUUGCCCCGUUGACAAGCGUCGACGGAACCGUUGCCAAUUUUGUCGCUUCCAGAAGUGCCUGAUGGUCGGUAUGGUGAAAGAGGUUGUCAGGACGGAUUCGUUGAAAGGGCGAAGGGGUAGAUUACCCUCGAAGCAAAAAUCACCGCAAGAAUCACCUCCCAGCCCUCCAGUUUCUUUGAUCACAGCUUUGGUACGUGCACAUUUAGACACGACGCCUGAUCAAGUGAACUUGGAUUAUACGCAGUACCGACAACCGAGGCCCGGUGAUCCACCCAUCACGGAAGCGGAAAAGACCCAACAGUUCUACAAUCUUCUCACCGCCUCCAUCGACGUGAUUCGGAAUUUCGCCGAUAAGAUUCCUGGUUUCACGGAUCUGGUGCGAGAGGAUCAGGACUUACUUUUCCAAUUAGCCAGUCUGGAAUUGUUCGUUCUACGACUGGCGUACCGCACAAAACCAGAGGACACGAAGCUGACGUUCUGCAACGGUGUCGUCCUGGCACUGGAACAAUGCGAGCGUAGUUUCGGCGAUUGGCUUCACAGCAUCCUCGAGUUCUGCAAGGCUCUUCACGCCCUCGACGUAGACAUUAGCGCUUUCGCCUGUCUGUGUGCCCUCACGCUCGUUACCGCAAGGUACGGCCUGAAAGAACCUCAUCGCAUGGAGCAGCUGCAGAUGAAAAUAAUCUCCUCCCUACGCGAUCACGUCACCUACAAUGCCGAGGCACAGAGAAAAGCUCAUUACCUGUCCCGUCUGUUAGCUAAGCUACCGGAACUGAGGAGUCUAUCGGUGCAGGGGCUCCAGCGUAUCUUUUACCUGAAACUGGAGGACCUGGUGCCAGCACCGCCGUUGAUCGAGAAGCUGUUCGUCGGUAGUCUACCGUUUUAAAAUGUCACCUUCGAACAGCCAAAGCCUAAGGCUAGUUUCGCGUAGGACAAUUCAUCAUCGUCACCGUUGAGAUUAAGUUUACAUUUUAGUUUUAUACGUAUAUACGUAUACGUAGCUCUUGCUAUCUUCUUGCGUAUAUCCUCUGCAUGGUUUUCACCAGUGAAUCGCGUGAGUUAGACUCAAGAUAAAAUGGACAAAAGACGAGAGAUCCUCUCUCGGAUGCUGACGAGUUUCGAAUGGGUGUGAGUGUGACCGAACGUUGUGCGGAAUAUUAAAUUUAAGACAAAGGUUCCCUGUGCGUGUAUGUAAAUACAUGAUCCGAGAGAAGCGUGGAUGCUCGGGCGCGUGAUUCGACGAUGUGUCCGAAGGCGGACGUGUCUGCCCGACGCGACAACUGUUACUAUUGUUACUACUAUUAUUACUGCUAUUACUAUUUUAACACUGUAACGAUUAUUCUUGCUAUCGAAAGUACAGUGGAUGAAUCACGAUUUCUUGACGGAUCGUCGAUGACGAGGGUGAACAUCGACGAAACGAACGAUACAUUCUAUACAUUUUUGCUAUCGUUUUAGAAGGCGUAGAAGAAAGUUACCUAUUUUUCGCAAACGUGCACAAACGAGAGGUUCAAGGAGUAUCACACACGAACACACGCGUCUAUACGUACACGUACAUACACACACGAGAGAAUUUUUAUCACUUUUCUACCUACUUUGUACAAAUCAUCGCGUCGACGAACAAUACGUUUAUUUCAUCGCUGGUGCUACGCGUAGCCGACGAUCCGCCAAGCAACAAGGUUCUCUGUUUACUGUGGACGAAUGUACUUAUCCGUUGGAGAGAAGGAAGAGACGCAUUGACGGUUUACAACAUAUCAGAGCAACGACGGAAGAGCGGAUGUAAACACCGCAGAUUAACGUUGCUGAUUUAUUCCCUCCCUCUCCCUUCGUGAAUUUCGCUCUUCCGUGUUGACAGUUUAAAAAAUAAAAAAAAAAAGAAGUAGCUCGUGAUUGUGAUCGCACUCGACGUCCACGACGAUGCUAAAUAAUCUCCCUCUUUCCUAAAAAUCCUUCGUUUCCUAUGCUAGAAACUUUUAAUCGGUGCUGUGCUCUUCUCCAUUGUCGAUCUAAGGAAUUUAGCGUCGUCGUAAAACUUCGGGUGUCUUCAGCGUCACACGCGGUCGGGACCGUUCCCGUCCAACAAAUCAACCGCUAUCUUUGCGUUAAUGUGAUUUUAGACAGCUAAGGGAGACAAGAUUGAAGUAGGACCCCGAAGUCAGCCAAAUCGGACAGGCGUGUCAUCGCGAUACCUUUAUUCGGAUAAUACAGAGGCUUUGCGACGGGUCCGGCAUAAAGUUACCUAUUACGUUAUGACAUUUAUUUUUAAUCAAACUAACGUAGAAAGUCCCUAUUUAUACGUAUACCGCGCCGCUAUUACUACUACUACUUAUACUACUAUUACUUGCUACUUACUAUUACUUAUUACUUACUUACCGCUAGCGUUUACGAUUCUAUGGCGUACCGUUCGCCUACCAUUACCAUUACUGUUACCAUCCGCUACCUUCGUACCACCAUUGACACCACCUUGCGUUACCAUUAUUCGCUAAACGUUUAAGGAACACCGUCAACGUUAAGCGCUCUUCGCCGCUCUACAGUAUCUCUGGGACGUCAUCUUGGAAUCCGAUCGACCCAAGGGCAAUCGCGUCCAUAUUGGUCGGGGAACGAAUCGAUGGAAGAUGGUCGUCGAUGUAACCAAUCGUUCGAUCUCCGCCAGGGUCAUCCUUUCGGUAGGAAAUAUCUGUCCUCUGUUCUGUAUGUUACUUGUCGACGUAAAAAAAAAAAAGUACACAGCCCAGUAAACCGAUCCAACCGAUACAACUUUUAAUAUAUUCAAUAGUAUCACAGAGCAUUGUCUUUUAGUGCACUUAAUCGAUCAACAGGCAUUUCGCGCGGGAAAAUUACCUUACCUACACCGCGUGGAAUGCUGAGACAGAAACACGUUAAAAUACAUGUAUAUGUGCACAAUAGGUAUAAAAAAUUAAUUACGUGUGUAUACGUUACUCUCUAAUCCGCCGUGUGUAUCCGCAAAUGUUUAACAUUUUGCAAAGAAAUUUUCCUUCCAUUUCGAUCUCUAUGCAAUCACGGUUCCUUUGGAAAAUCGAACUUCUUUAAAUUUCUUUUUUAAUUUUGUAUCGUUUUAAAUUUCGAUUUAUCGAUCGAAGAUUAGUUUAUUAAAAUAGCGAACGAUUGUUGUAAACGAGCUUUGCGGAUGGAUACGAAACAGAAUAAAAUGCCCGGCAAGAAGCAAGGUACAAAUGUACGCGAAAAGAAGAUGUAUAUUGAAAAGUAUCUUCCUUUCGAUAGAGAAAAUAGAACAUCGCGAAGGAAGCGAUUGAUUAAAAAUUUGUAAUGUACUCGAUGAUCAAUCAGAAAAUAAUGAAUCCGUAAUUAACGAUAAUGGUUUCUCGAGCUCGUAUAAAUAUUUUAUCGAGAUUCAGGGGUUCGGUCGCUUUCUCCGCGUGUCAGGAGCGGAUCGAGUCCAGAAGAGAUUUAGAGGCUGAAGGAAUUCGUCAAAUUAAACGGUGCUAUUAGGCUAAUUGCGAUGAACGAGCGCUCAAUGAAUUCGAGAGUUCUUAAGUUUUUACCUCGCCGAGGGACAGAGGGGAAUGGAUUAUUUUUGUUCCUAUUAAUUAAGAAAAUUAAAGGAAGUCUCGCGAUCGUUUCUAAUCCCUUAGUGAAAGUGAAAACAAUUCGGCUCGUGAUCGACGUGUACACUUCUGUUUCGAUAUUUAUCGGAUCUUUCCUGGACUCAACGCUGUAUUACUUUUUAUUAUGUCAAAUUCAACAGGGAAACAAUGAAGAGAGGAGGUCAGAACGAGAUGGGUAAGAAAACUUGGAAAGUAUAUCUCGGAUCGUUCGAACGUAGAAAUAUCUCGAUGGAGAACGAGAUCGUUCGAGUAUUGUUGUUACCAAUUAAUUGUCGUAAAUCGCUGUAAAACGAACGGCCAAUUCCGUUAGGUGUACUAUCCUCUUUCCCUCGAUGUAAUAAUAAAUAUUCAAUCAACGGCUGAUUUCAUUAUCUUUUUUUUAUCGUUUUUCAUAACCUGGCGUGUUCGAUGUUCCACCGGAACCGUGGUGUCGCUCGAUAAUCGAAACUCGUUCCCUUUCCGUCCAACGAUCGAGCGAAAUUUGUUGAUUUUUCUUCACGAUCGACAUUUUAUAAAAAAAAAA
Messenger RNA from Osmia lignaria (orchard mason bee), 9389 nucleotides. RefSeq names its product Hormone receptor-like in 38 (gene Hr38). Lineage: Eukaryota; Metazoa; Arthropoda; Insecta; Hymenoptera; Megachilidae. Gene Ontology annotation, molecular function: RNA polymerase II cis-regulatory region sequence-specific DNA binding; zinc ion binding; nuclear receptor activity. The record is from RefSeq and is a predicted model, not a curated record. Gene Ontology annotation, cellular component: transcription regulator complex; nucleus. Gene Ontology annotation, biological process: regulation of transcription by RNA polymerase II; cellular response to corticotropin-releasing hormone stimulus.